AUGACGACACCGCUGCCUUUCAUCGUCGCCCACCAGAACCACAAGGCCAAACGGAAGGCGUACCUUUCUCGCGCUGCGAGCGGGGUCGCCUUCGAUCUGGCCAUGGCGGCUCGAUCGCUUCUCCUUACAUUGACCCUCUCCUCUAUCCCAUUCACAUUCACAGACAUCGUUCUUAUCGACCAAACGCAACGCAACUUGACCAUGGUGGACCUCAGAACUCUGACCAAAUCAAGCGGCCAAAGAGCUUUCAAGGAAGACGGUCUGGACGAACGAAUUACCAAGCGCCAAAUGCGAAUUAUCCCCAUUGACAAAGCUUUCAGACUCAAAGACAGCAAUGACCUUUGUGGCAGCUACGACGCCUACGACUCGGUGUCGACCAACACAAGCGACCAUCUCGUCAAUGAAAAUAUAUCUCCUUCGACGAUACGAGACGGCACGGUAGACUUCGGCACGACCGAGUGGUAUUCCUUCAUCCGGUAUAUAGCAUUGCCUUUGGAGCUGGCUAGAUAG
Molecule: messenger RNA, 510 nt
Organism: Cyclocybe aegerita
Lineage: Eukaryota; Fungi; Basidiomycota; Agaricomycetes; Agaricales; Hemipholiotaceae
Source: the annotation of a GenBank genome assembly